AAAAAUUGUUGUUUCCGUUUUAACUAACUAUGGUCUCGACGCAUUUGCUCUGUAAUUUUGGUUCCAGUUUCUCAGUUUCUACCUUGGGUGCUCAUGACGUUACUCGAACUAGUCACGAAGGCUGCGGCUGAUCCCUUAGGCCGCAUCGUUCAAUCGCAAUAUCCCAUUAUAUUGAAUGUGGAUGAUAUAUUAUGCAAUUUGAAACCCGAAAAUGAAGAUUCCAAUGAUUUUUCUUUGUUCAAACGCGUUGGCGGAUGGCAGAUUUCAGCAACUGAUUCAGAAAUCAUUGCAUUAGGGAGCCGGUUUUGCAAAAAAUUGAAAAAGAAUCUCAGUAAACGUAAAUCUUUUGAUAAGGAAGAGUAUCUAGGGCUUCUGAAUUCAUUUCUGGAGAAAAUGAGGAAGAAGGUUGGUAUCUCUUGUGGUGUUGAUCCUUCUGAUUCGAAUUACACCAGUGUAAUGAUUGAAAAGCUGGGAUUUUUCAUUUCUCGAGAUGUUGCACGUUCGGUUUUAGAGGCUUGUUUACUGCUGGAACUCUGGGAGUUGCUGGAAACUUUAAUUAGUCAAGGGCUUGUUGGUCAUUCAUCAUCUACAUAUGUGCUUGAGUCUCUCAUUGAUGCGAAGAGAUCAGAUUUGAUUUGUCUCUGUAUCAAGCACUUUUCUGACUUUCAGUCAUCAGAUCUUCUUUCUGUAUUGAAAUACUUUCUGUCCCCACCAAAAGAAGCAUAUGGUAGUAUGGUCAAGGUUAGGAAAGAAUGGGAAAGCCAAGCUCUUUUAGCUAUUGAGAAGGUAGCCUCUGAAAACCUCACCGGGAAGAAAUCUAAUUUAGCCAAGCAAGCUUCAGUCCUGCUGAUGAUAGCCCACGACGGAUUUUCUGCAUCGGAACUCUGUCUGCAUUACUUGUUUGCAUCUUCUAACCUUGAUGAACUGACAUUGUCUUCUUCUCUCAGUAGAUUGGAUGGUUCCGAGAUGUUAAGUUUGAUUCGGUACAUGGGGAAGUGGUUGAGGAAGUACCAGAGGUUUCCCCAGGCAGGCCUCUGUCCAUCAGCAGCAUUGGUUUUGGGUUUGAAAGCCUGUGACUGGGUGCCAUCCCUUGAGUCCAUUGUGAAGUAUCUUGGAUUGGUACUGGAUGAGCAUUUCUCUUCCUUGGUAUUGUACUCAGAAUUUCAUGAAGAGCUGAGAUCGAUGGAGGUGAUCGUGAAGUCUUUAGCUUUGGAAGCUAGUUUAUGUUGUUCGGUAGCCAAUGUGAUUGAGAAUUUGAGAACAGAAGUUGGACAGCAUGAAGUUGCAUAGGCUAAACCGGUUGGUAUUGCAUUGAUAUUUGUAUUUUGCGCUUCAUGAUUCUGUAACUUAUUGAUGAAUGGUGGA
This is a messenger RNA of Telopea speciosissima, 1365 nucleotides long. RefSeq lists its product as uncharacterized. Bases 94 to 1290 code for a protein of 398 amino acids. The record is from RefSeq and is a predicted model, not a curated record. NCBI's taxonomy places the organism in Eukaryota, Viridiplantae, Streptophyta, Magnoliopsida, Proteales, Proteaceae. The transcript has 3 exons.